Puntigrus tetrazona (Sumatra barb) is the source of this 1471-nucleotide messenger RNA. RefSeq lists its product as uncharacterized. Bases 335 to 1237 code for a protein of 300 amino acids. Gene Ontology annotation, molecular function: phosphoric diester hydrolase activity. Gene Ontology annotation, biological process: lipid metabolic process. The record is from RefSeq and is a predicted model, not a curated record. NCBI's taxonomy places the organism in Eukaryota, Metazoa, Chordata, Actinopteri, Cypriniformes, Cyprinidae. The transcript is spliced from 4 exons.
AGAUUUUGAACUAUAAUAUACUACAUCUGGUAUGCGGGGCAACUGAGUUCGCUCGAGCAUUUUGUUCGCUCUCAUUGAGUCAGCUUUUUACUGUACUCUAUUAAUAGGCAGAAUGACCCCUCGAACAAAAGGGUGAGUUUGUGUUGGUGCCUCCAACAAGCCUAAGCCACGACUGUGCAUUCACUGAAAAAAAAAAAAGGUACAAAAACAGCAGCAGGCUUUUCUGCUAACCUGACUAGUUGGUUCUUUGUGCACUGGCAUCUCCGACCUCCUCUGGUUCACCAGCAGACCCAACUUACACGUAAAGGAUCGGCGGUCAUUGAAAAGGCUCAUUAUGGAAGGCGCCAGAGGACACAUUUUGCAGCUAAUGGUGAUGGGCGUUUUGCUGGGAGCAACCGUGCCGCGACACAGGGCCAUCCAGACCCCCGACUAUGAUGACACCUCCACGCCUGAGAUCCUGAACCCUUCCUGGAUGGCCACCAUCCCUGACAUCUACUCCCUGUCAGAUGUGACGAUGCCCGGGACGCACAACACCAUGGCGCUGUACGGAGGCACGCUGGCCGAAUGCAACUCCUGGUCCCUCGCCCUCCAGCUUCGAGCCGGAAUCCGUUUCCUGGAUAUCCGUGUUCGCCACGCCAAAGGCAACUUGACCGUCCACCACGGCAUCUCCUAUCAGUACGCUCACUUUGGGGACGUGCUGAUGGACGUGGUGGCUUUCCUAAGGGAGUAUCCUUCGGAAACGGUGUUGAUGAGGCUGAAAGAGGAGUUGAGCGACACUCAGGAUAUUUACAACGCAGUGGUGCGAUAUGUUAAUGAGUACGCACACUGGGACCUGCUGUGGCACGAUCGCGAGAUGCCCAGCGUGGGAGCUGCGAGAGGAAAGCUGAUCAUACUGCAAGACUUCACCGGCCCUGACCUGGGAAUACGCUACAACUCCCUGGACAUAGCAGAUGACUGGAAAGUGUCCUCUCUGCAGCCGGAGGAAGUGGAGAAGAAAUGGAGAAGUGUCUCCACUCAUCUGGAGGCGGCUGCGCUUGGUAACAAAAACCGAAUGUUCCUCACCUACAGCAGCGGUGCCAGUAUCCUGGCGCAUCCCAAUGCCUUGGCCCGGCUAAUAAACCCCCGCCUGCAUGCAUAUCUGACAGGCUAUGUCGAUCUGAGGAAGCGCUUUGGUAUUGUAGCAAUGGACUUUCCUGGUGCCAAGUUAGUGCAAACCAUUAUAGGCUUCAAUUAUUGAGAAACAACGGCCGGACGUCAGGACCAAUACACCAGCAGCUCACCAAAAUACUUCAUUAAUUGACACAAAUCUCAGGUAUAACUGACUCAAAUUACCCAUACCCUUGCAAUUUCCAUAACUGUGACAGAAAAAGUUUGAGCUUGCUGGCAAAUUUUACAUUAUCUGACUAAAUAAAGCAGUUCGACAAAUUUCUGUCAUAACACCAUGUCAUGACAAAAUUUGAAAUAAAAUGCU